GCAUUGGAAAGUGCAAGCCGGUGGGUAAAAUUUCUUGACUUAUCGUUCAUUCGUUCACCCUUCUUUCCAAUCAGCACGUGGCCAUUCUUGUCGUCCAGUUGACUGCCACUGUGGAAUCGGUUUUUUAUUAGACUUUAUUUUUUUUUUCGCCAUUGCCUCUACUGCCGCCCAACGUUGAUCGGUCUCACGCAACCAGUCUGGAUUCCCUCGAAGGAUCGCCGAGCGAAAUCGGAGGCAAGGGUGUGCAGGGCAACAAUCUGGACCCAAGCGCAAGAAAGAAUGCUUCGGCUGCCUCCAGCCCCGUAAUGGGAGGUGCCGACCAUCCAUCCGUCUCACCUGCUAUCGGGUCCGAUGGCGGGGGACCUGUCAGGAAGCGCAAUGUUGCUGUAGCAGGGUUGGACAGCUCGCCCGCCGCCAGCAUCGACGAAGUCGAAGAUCCCGAAAACCGUGAUGAAAAGAAGCGACAGCCCGUGAAGCGGGCUUGCAAUGAAUGUCGCCAGCAGAAGCUUCGAUGCGAUGUGAUUCAAGACCCAUGGACUGACUGCUCCCGAUGUCGUCGUUUGAAACUGGAUUGUAAGAUUGAAUCCAACUUCAAGCGUGUUGGCAAGCGCAGUCGCAAUGCCGAGAUGGAGCGUGAGAUCAUCGAGCUCCGCAAGCAGAUCGCUACUGUGCAGGCAAGUGGUAGCACGCCACAGCAGACUCCGACAUCUUUGCCGGCAGUGCAAACGCCAAAGCAAGAAACUCCAAGCCAGGUUGGCUCGGGCGUCUACCACACACCUUCAGCCAUGUCUACCGACCAGUACAUGGGCUCGCACGAAGCUGUCGCAUCUCUGUUGGACCUACGUUCGGGUUUCGAUGGAAGUAAUUAUAUGCGAAAUGGCACCCAUCACUUUAAACGGAUUGAAGACGUGGCUGUGGUGCCGGAGAGGGUGACAGAGCUAUUCAAUCUUUUUUUCACGUUCUACCACCCAUUCCUUCCGUUCCUCGAUCGCGAGCAAUCGCCGGAUGAUUACUAUAAUGCAUCGCCCCUACUUUUCUGGACAAUCAUUAGCGUUGGCGCCCGACGGUACCAAUCGGACACUCAUCUUCUCAACUCUCUGGCCGGCCCGGUGACACGGCUGGUAUGGAGUACGCUGGCGGACAUCCCCCAGAGCUACCACGUCGUGAAAGCAUUGUGCCUGCUCUGCACGUGGCCGUUCCCUACGAGUAGCACCUCAAACGAUCCUACGUUCAUGCUGUGCGGAAUGAUGGUACAAGUCGCCAUGCAGCUUGGUCUGCAUCGGCCGUCACAUACACAAGAUUUCAGCAAGUUCCGGGUGGAGCUUAUUGAGGAAGAGCUUCGUGAUAAGGUCCGGACGUGGGCAGUAUGCAAUAUAGUUGCGCAGAGAGUCGCCACUGGGUACGGUCAGCCGCCAUCUACUCUGUAUGACUGGACACUGUCAUCGAGUGAGUCCAUGGACCCGAACUUCAGGUUGCCGGAGGACAUGAAACCUCGAUUGGAGAUCGAGAAGUUCUGCGACAAGAUCAGCAAGUCACUGUACACGAACCGCAGUGACCCUGUUGGGCUCUGUAGUGACAAGGAGAGGUCGACGUUGAUCUCUUUUCUUUCUCGGGAUUUUGAUGAGUUGGAAAAUCAACUCAAGCCUCAAAGAGACGCUAUUACUGAUCUAUACCUGCGUGCAUCGAAUCUCCAUCUCCACUUGUCGGCUUUCUUCGACGACACUACGGCCAAGAACUACCGCGAACGUCUUCUCUCGCUCUACGUUGCCGCCACCACUUUCCUUGAGGCAGCAAUGACCCUCGAGACUGAAGUUGGGCCAGUGCUCUCGUACACACCGUACUACGUGUACCAGAUGAUGGUCGCGGGAGGUUGUACCUUAUUGAAACUCUGCAAGAGCUUCUUUGCGGCCCAUAUCGAUAUGGACUAUGCCAAGAACCUCUUCAACAGGACCAUCUGGGCGAUUCGGGGUGUCUCGGUUUCCAGCAACGAUCUCCCUGAGCGGCUGGCCGAGGUCCUGGCCCAGAUGUGGCGACUGGGGAAUGCGCCGACACCGAAGUUCGGGCCUGACGGUAGUGAGGUCGAUGAUUCCCUGAUGCUGAAGGUGCGGUGCCGAAUGAGCAUGUCCCUCCUCUUUGACUCUGUGUGGCGGUGGCGGGAAGAUGCGCGGACCAAGGGCCGUAAUAUUGAAGCCUGUCUUAAGAAUCCAACCAACCCAGAUUCCAACGCCGACUCGUCGGCCUCGUCAGGCGGACCGACACGCACGUCGACCGCGACGCCCGGGGUGGCCGGCGCGGACCCCAGUCUCGCGCCGGCGCCUUUGCUUUCCCAACCGGGGAUCAGCGUACCACCCAGCAGUGGGGUCGGGGCCUUACCCAGCGGAUUUAUCGAGCCCAACUAUGAAGUUUUCGAUCCAUUGAACUGGCUUCUGGAUGGAUUGGUGGAUCUCCCGUAUUCAUAUUCCACGAUCUCGGGGAUGGAGUCGCAGGGAAUCGCUUAGUGCGUAGUGGAGUGUGUGAUGCGUUUAUCCAAGUUUAUGACCUUUGUUUCAUGUGUACCAUAUUUAGCGGGAUGACGAUGAUAAUAUCGAGGGUGCGCCGGACCGAGAGCGCUGGAGUUUUCUUUCUGAGUCUGAUAUGAUACCUAUGCGUUGAUCGUGACAUUAUGAUGAGGAAGGUUGUGAGGGGAGGUGUUGUACAUACAUAUUGAUGCAUGUUCUUCUGUUUUUCUUUCCAAGAAUGUCAGAUCCGCUUCAUGUCUUCUCCAACGCAUAGUUCGUUACCUGUUAGUGGG
Molecule: messenger RNA, 2791 nt
Organism: Aspergillus homomorphus CBS 101889
Lineage: Eukaryota; Fungi; Ascomycota; Eurotiomycetes; Eurotiales; Aspergillaceae
Product: putative C6 transcription factor (Leu3)
Exons: 6
Coding region: 306-2498 (730 amino acids)
Biological process (GO): regulation of DNA-templated transcription; DNA-templated transcription
Cellular component (GO): nucleus
Molecular function (GO): transcription cis-regulatory region binding; zinc ion binding; DNA-binding transcription factor activity, RNA polymerase II-specific
Source: RefSeq, a predicted model, not a curated record